Messenger RNA from Ilex paraguariensis (yerba mate), 547 nucleotides. Lineage: Eukaryota; Viridiplantae; Streptophyta; Magnoliopsida; Aquifoliales; Aquifoliaceae. The record is from the annotation of a GenBank genome assembly.
GAUAAUCAAUGGUUAAAAUAUCCUAUUAAAAGAAAAGUCUCUCUCCCCCCACCCCCCCAAAAAAAAAUGCAAACCCAAACCCAACCCAUCAAAACCAUUCCUAUAUAUACCCCACCUCUUCUACGCUAAAACCCACAUAUUAAGAGACACCAAUUAAGCCAAAAUAAAGCGGGAGAGAGAAAAAAUGAGGUUUUGGGGUGUGGCGUUGUUCUGUUUCUUGUCUAUCAUAGAAGCCUUGUCCCAAGGCGAUGUCGGUUCGAUCAUCAGUAGAACCCAAUUUGAUCAGAUGUUGAAGCAUCGGAAUGAUGCGGCUUGCCUUGCGAAAGGGUUCUACACUUAUGAUGCUUUCGUAUCUGCAGCCAAGUCAUUUGGAGCUUUUGGAACAACUGGUGCUACAGACAUUCGUAAGAGAGAAAUUGCUGCCUUUUUGGCACAAACAUCCCAUGAAACCACAGGCUCUCCUGUAUGUUCGAAAAAUGACAUGCAAGGCCACAAUGCACCAGGGGAGGAGAUAAUUAGUGAUACAUAUAAAGGAGUUAAACCUUAA